UCCAAAGAUCCAUUCUUUCUUCUUCAUCACUCAUUUCUCUCUCAAGAAUCAAGAUCAUUCUCAUAAAAAAAAACCCUAAUAAUGGCCUCAGCCUUGUUCUCAUCUCCAACAUUCCAGGGUUUGAGGCCUCUGAACAAGCCCACGGAUCACUGUCUAUUCGCCGUGUCCAAGAAUUCCACCGUCCGGGUAGCAGGGAAGAGACAAAUCCAACGUGGAGCUGCCGUGAAAGCCGAGCUGAAUCCAUCUCUUGUGAUCAGUCUUAGCACAGGACUGUCUUUGUUUCUUGGAAGGUUUGUUUUCUUUAAUUUUCAGAGAGAGAAUGUGGCUAAACAGGUGCCGGAACAGAAUGGAGUGACCCAUUUUGAGGCCGGAGAUUCUAGGGCUAAGGAAUAUGUUAGUCUUUUAAAAUCGAAUGAUCCGGUGGGAUUUAACAUUGUUGAUGUGUUGGCGUGGGGAUCAAUUGGUCAUAUUGUUGCUUACUAUAUUCUGGCUACAUCUAGUAACGGAUAUGAUCCAAGCUUCUUCGGAUAAAAAUGUUAUCUUUUUGGGUUAUGAUCAAAGCUUUUCAUGUAUAGUUGAAAGCUUUAAGAAAAAUAUGCAUUUGUCUAUUUGUAUUUCUUUCUUGUAUGGAUCAUCAUAUCAAUUAUUCUCUAUUUCUCA
Messenger RNA from Impatiens glandulifera, 660 nucleotides. RefSeq names its product photosystem I reaction center subunit V, chloroplastic-like. The record is from RefSeq and is a predicted model, not a curated record. Bases 82 to 531 code for a protein of 149 amino acids. Lineage: Eukaryota; Viridiplantae; Streptophyta; Magnoliopsida; Ericales; Balsaminaceae. The transcript has a single exon. Gene Ontology annotation, cellular component: chloroplast thylakoid membrane; photosystem I. Gene Ontology annotation, biological process: photosynthesis.